Leguminivora glycinivorella is the source of this 1277-nucleotide messenger RNA. RefSeq lists its product as uncharacterized. Bases 50 to 1099 code for a protein of 349 amino acids. The record is from RefSeq and is a predicted model, not a curated record. NCBI's taxonomy places the organism in Eukaryota, Metazoa, Arthropoda, Insecta, Lepidoptera, Tortricidae. The transcript has 6 exons. Gene Ontology annotation, molecular function: signaling receptor activity.
UUUGAACAUUCUUAUCGCAUUUGGUGUUUUUGUCUCGUGUGGUGUAGACAUGUUUACAAUUACUGUUUGUCUGUCUGUGGUUAUCCUUAUUGCCACUGCAGAUGCCUCCCCAGUCGACCAAUUAAAAGAUGAAUCUUUAUCAGAUAUACAGAAAAUCAAAGAAAUACAAGACACGGAGAAACCUCAGCAGCGAAAGACCAGAAACCAUGAGAACUAUGAACUAUCUGAUUCACCAAUAAAAGAGAACAUGACAGAAAAAGACAAAAUGAUAGGACAUGAUGAAGACUAUGUGUUCUACCAGAAUGCAAACGGAUCGUUCAAGCUUCAUAGUACUCCUUCCAACUGGGCGGUCGCUCGUCUGGUCUGCUACGACGAAGGUGCGGAACUAGCUUCUCCAGAGAACGAUGCCCUACUAGCAACAAUGAGCCAACUUUUGUUGACGAGCAGUCAGCCACCGCUGCAUAUCUUCACCGGCAUCAAUGAUUUAUACUCUAAAGGAUUCUUUACUUCUAUAAAAGGUAUCCCCAUAUCAUGUAUGCCAGCACACUGGGCGCCUGAUGAACCUGACAACGUGAACCACGGAAACAACUGUCUCGUCAUGCAACGCAACGGCCUAUUGCUUGAUAGCAAAUGCGAUGAUGUCUACCCUUAUAUCUGUUAUAAGAGACAGCAGAAGGGCCAAAUCAAUCUCUGUGGAACUACUGAUACAGAAUACAUAUUCAACAAACACACUAAGUCAUGCCACAAGCUCCAUACAGAAUUUGUACCCUGGCAGACGGCAUACGCCACCUGUGCCCGCGAAGGAGGGUACCUGGCUAUCCUGAACAGCGAGUAUGAAGCUCAGACCCUGGCGAGGAUGAUCAAGAGUGAGUGGAUCUGGGCCCAUGUGGGGUUCAGCUAUUGGAGGAAGGGCUUGUGGGUGACUAUUCACGGUGAAACGCUGGCCCAAGCUGGUUACGACUCCUGGGCGCCAGGGGAGCCCAACGAUUGGAACGAGGAGCGUUGCGGGAGCCUCGCCGCCGACGGGCACGCAUUAGUCGACAUUGAUUGUGUGGACCACGCGAGACCGUUUAUAUGUGAAAAAUCUAGCUCUAUGUAAUUAUUUCCACAUCAGAUGGAAUAAGGGUACUUUAUUGCGUGAAAUCGUGAUUGCGUGAAAACUAUAUAGAGACACAUAGUCAUUUAGUCAAUCCUUGGAACGUGAUUCAAAUGUACAUAUUCAGCUUGUUACAAUUCUCAUUUAAGUAUUUGUAAUAAAAUGAUUUCCUCUCUUUGCA